UCCCUCCGCUCCACCAUCACCGCCUGCUCCAGACGUCUCUGCGCUCAUAGCCCGCUUCACUGGUCUCUUGCCCCUCCGUGCUGCUCUAUUUUCGCUUCGUCCCUCUCGAUCACUCAGCCCGCGAUGGAGGCAGCGUCCCAAGCGCGUCGCGCGCGUCUCGAGGCGCUCAAGAAGCGCAAGGCCGGCGGCGACGCAGCCGUGCCCGCUGCUGCGCAGGAGGGCGAGGAUGGUGCUGCAGACGGAGAAGUGGAGCCCGAGGCACUGGACACAGCCAGCCUGGUGCGCACCUUUCGCAACUACGACCGCGCCACGGGCCAGGCGAAGCGCUUCCGCGCGGACAUGGUGGGACAGGAGACAGUCGAGAAUGAGGUCAAGGGCGUGCAAGAGGGGGUCAUUGCGAUGGACGAGCUGAAGCGGCAAGAAGACUUGGAUCUCACCAACAUUGCGCCGCGGAAGCCAAAUUGGGAUCUGAAGCGGGACAUGGAGAAGCGCCUGGCGAAGCUGGAGCGGCGAGACAAGGAGGCGCGUCUGAUUCUGAUACGGCAGCGAGUACAGGCCUCAGCAGGCUCCGGCGCUGCAGGGCAGCUCUCGGCGGCCGAGGCGGAGCUGGCGGCUUCGGCUGUGGGCGCGGGCGUCGGCGGCGCGGGCAUGCUGGAGGCAGGAGCGGGGAGCGACGACGACGAGGCUGACGAUGAAUGAUACCUCAUGGAGCCAU
Tilletiopsis washingtonensis is the source of this 715-nucleotide messenger RNA. RefSeq lists its product as hypothetical. The record is from RefSeq and is a predicted model, not a curated record. The transcript is spliced from 4 exons. NCBI's taxonomy places the organism in Eukaryota, Fungi, Basidiomycota, Exobasidiomycetes, Entylomatales. The annotation marks the transcript as partial. Gene Ontology annotation, cellular component: U2-type spliceosomal complex; post-mRNA release spliceosomal complex.